Mercenaria mercenaria is the source of this 1326-nucleotide messenger RNA. RefSeq names its product probable ornithine decarboxylase. The record is from RefSeq and is a predicted model, not a curated record. Bases 1 to 1326 code for a protein of 441 amino acids. NCBI's taxonomy places the organism in Eukaryota, Metazoa, Mollusca, Bivalvia, Venerida, Veneridae. Gene Ontology annotation, molecular function: ornithine decarboxylase activity. Gene Ontology annotation, cellular component: cytoplasm. The transcript has 10 exons.
AUGUUACCCGAACUUGAUGUCGGUGAUUGGCUUUACUACGAGGACAUGGGUGCUUACACUCUAAGUAUGGCUACAAUAUUUAACGGACUGGACGCAACUGCAAUAAAAUACCAUUGCUUGGAAGAGUUGUGCGGCGAUGAAACAAGUACGAUUGUCAUCCUUAUUGAGAUGAAUGUUCUCUUGACAUUCUUGUCCAAACGUGCUUUUACAGAACAAAUACUCAAGCAAUAUUUUGGUAAACUUGAUACUGUCAAUACAAUGAAAAAAAGACUUACAGAUCGAUGUGUCGUUGACCUGCAUCCAGAGAGAAGAUCAACACACGAAAUAAUCCAAAAUGUAGUGUCAGAAAAACAAAGAAAAGGAGAUGACGACAGAUUUGUUGUAUGUGAUGUUGGAGACAUCAUACAGAAGUUUCAGCAUUGGGUUACGUUAAUGCCAAGGAUUAAACUAUUCUACGCUGUGAAGUGUAAUACAGAUGAAGCAUUGCUGCAAGUUCUGUCAGAUAUGGGGGCGUCGUUUGAUUGUGCAAGCAAGAAAGAAAUCGAAGCCGUCUUAAACCUUGGUGUAUCUCCUACCCGUAUCGUGUAUGCUCACCCAUGUAAACCUGUAUCGAGUUUGAAUUUUGCGAAAAGCCGUGAUGUAUCUUUGAUGACUUUCGACAAUGUAAAUGAACUUCAGAAAGUGAAGGAGACUUAUCCUUCAGCCAGGUUACUGUUACGAUUACUACCAGAGAAAGAAUUCAAUGCGAGAUUAGAGUUUAGUGGCAGAUAUGGUUGCUCUUCCACAGAGGUAAGGUACAUACUUCAGACGGCGAAAGAUCUUGAGCUUAACAUCUUUGGAGUAAGCUUUCAUGUUGGAAGUGACAUACAAGAUCCCAGAGCUUAUGUUUCAAUUUUGCAACAAUCCAGAUCUGUUUUUGACAUUGCGCGUCGGAUGGGAUUUAAUAUGAAUAUACUAGAUAUUGGCGGAGGAUUUCCUGGAGAACAAAACACUUUUGAACGAUUUAAAGAGAUCACUGAGGUCAUUAACAAAACCUUGCUCGAUUUAUUCCUGCCGGAGGACAACGUUGAGAUAAUUGCUGAACCCGGUCGAUAUAUAGCAGCUUCUGCUUUUACAGUAGUUGCCAGUAUCAUGAGCAAAAGAUGCUAUCAAAGCAGUGCUGAUGGUGAUGUGAAUGGUCAAGACAGUGCACAGCUUAAAAGAAAUGUUGCAACCUAUUUCCUGAAUGACAGUGUAUUUGGGAACUUUAUGUAUGGUCGGUUGUACAUGCCAGGAUCUGUGAUACAUAUUCCUAAGGUUGUUAAGGUACGGGUCUUAUUUUCGUAA